GGCGGAGGCUGAGGCGGCCGUCCUGCGGGCCUGGAGGAGGUGAGGCUGCGAGAAGGCUGCCUGCCCGUGCACGCGGUCCGCUCGCCUCGCGGGACGGAGCCGAGGCCGUAACGCAGUCCAGGCGUCCAAAAUGGUGAUGCCAAGACCCCGUCUCGCCCGCGCGGCAGUAGCGUUGGCCCUCUACCUCCAUCACCUCGUCAGCGCCAUUGAAGUUCCUCUGGACUCAAACAUUCAGAGUGAAUUGCCUCAGCCCCCCACAAUCACCAAGCAGUCUGUGAAGGACUACAUCGUCGACCCCAGGGAUAACAUCUUCAUCGAAUGUGAAGCUAAAGGGAAUCCUGUUCCCACCUUUUCAUGGACGCGGAAUGGGAAGUUCUUCAAUGUGGCAAAGGACCCGAAAGUGUCGAUGCGGCGGCGGUCAGGAACGCUGGUCAUCGACUUCCACAGUGGUGGCCGGCCAGAGGACUAUGAGGGCGAAUACCAGUGCUUCGCACGGAACGAUUAUGGGACGGCGCUCUCCAGCAAAAUCCACCUCCAGGUUUCUAAGUCUCCCUUGUGGCCCAAGGAAAAGGUGGAUGUGAUAGAGGUUGAUGAAGGCGCUCCACUUAGCCUGCAAUGCAACCCACCUCCUGGCCUGCCUUCUCCAGUCAUCUUCUGGAUGAGCAGCUCCAUGGAGCCAAUCCACCAAGACAAGCGUGUCUCCCAAGGCCAGAAUGGGGACUUGUACUUCUCCAACGUCUUGCUGCAAGAUGCCCAGACAGACUACAGCUGUAAUGCACGCUUCCACUUCACCCACACCAUUCAGCAGAAAAACCCGUACACCCUCAAGGUGAAAACCAAGAAACCCCAUAAUGAAACGUCUUUUCGAAAUCACACUGACAUGUACAGUGCCCGAGGGAUUACGGAAACAACUCCCAGCUUCAUGUAUCCAUACGGGACGUCAAGCAGCCAGAUGGUGCUCCGCGGGGUGGACCUGCUGCUGGAGUGCAUUGCUUCAGGAGUACCAGCGCCAGACAUCAUGUGGUACAAGAAAGGAGGAGAGCUCCCAGCAGGUAAAACCAAGCUGGAAAACUUUAACAAGGCCCUUCGUAUCUCCAACGUCUCAGAGGAGGACUCCGGGGAGUAUUUCUGUUUGGCAUCUAACAAGAUGGGCAGCAUCCGCCACACGAUCUCAGUGAGAGUGAAGGCUGCUCCGUAUUGGUUGGAUGAACCCCAAAACCUAAUUUUGGCCCCUGGAGAGGAUGGCAGACUGGUUUGUCGAGCCAAUGGAAACCCUAAGCCCACAAUACAGUGGCUGGUGAACGGAGAGCCUAUAGAAGCUUCUCCCCCCAACCCGAGCCGUGAAGUGGCUGGAGACACCAUUGUAUUUCGAGAUACCCAGAUUGGCAGCAGUGCCGUGUACCAAUGCAACGCUUCCAACGAGCAUGGAUACCUUCUCGCCAAUGCCUUUGUCAGCGUCCUAGAUGUGCCUCCACGGAUACUAGCGCCUCGCAAUCAGCUGAUCAAAGUCAUUCAAUACAACAGGACUCGUCUCGACUGCCCCUUCUUUGGCUCCCCAAUCCCCACGCUCAGAUGGUUUAAGAAUGGCCAGGGAAACACUCUGGAUGGAGGAAACUACAAGGCACAUGAAAACGGGAGCUUGGAAAUGAACAUGGCUCGGAAAGAGGACCAGGGCAUCUACACUUGUGUCGCUACCAACAUCCUGGGUAAAGCAGAGGCCCAGGUUCGCUUGGAGGUCAAAGAUCCGACUAGGAUUGUGAGAGGACCAGAAGAUCAAGUGGUGAAGAGGGGCUCCAUGCCUCGCCUGCACUGUCGUAUAAAGCAUGACCCAACGCUGAAACUCACAGUCACCUGGCUGAAAGAUGAUGCACCUCUGUAUAUUGGAAACAGGAUGAAGAAAGAAGAUGAUGGUCUGACAAUAUUUGGUGUGGCUGAAAAAGACCAAGGCGACUACACCUGUAUAGCUAGUACUGAAUUGGACAAGGAUUCUGCUAAAGCUUACCUAACCGUACUAGCAGUCCCUGCUAACCGUUUGAGAGACUUACCUAAAGAACGACCUGACCGGCCCCGUGACUUGGAGCUGACGGACCUGGCUGAAAGGAGUGUGCGGUUGACAUGGAUACCUGGCGAUGACAAUAACAGCCCAAUCACAGACUACAUUGUUCAGUUCGAGGAGGACCGGUUCCAACCUGGCACGUGGCAUAACCACUCCAGCUAUCCUGGGAGCGUGAACUCAGCUGUCCUGAGCCUCUCUCCUUACGUCAACUACCAGUUCCGGGUGAUUGCCGUGAACGAUGUGGGCAGCAGCCUGCCCAGUAUGCCCUCGGAACGAUACCAGACCAACGGGGCGCGCCCUGAAAUUAACCCAACAGGAGUUCAAGGAGCAGGGACCCAAAGAAACAACAUGGAGAUAACCUGGACGCCUCUGAACGCAACUCAAGCUUAUGGGCCCAACCUCAGGUACAUCGUGAGAUGGAGGCGAAGGGACCCCCGAGGGAGCUGGUACAAUGAGACAGUGAAGACACCAAGGCAUGUUGUCUGGAAUACACCCAUCUACGUACCCUACGAGAUCAAAGUGCAGGCGGAGAACGACUUUGGCAGAGCCCCAGAGCCUGACACUGUGAUCGGCUAUUCAGGGGAAGAUUAUCCCAAGGCUGCUCCUACGGAUGUUAGGAUAAGAGUUUUAAACAGCACUGCAAUUGCUCUCACGUGGACCCGAGUGCACCUGGACACCAUCCAGGGACAGCUUAAGGAAUACAGAGCCUAUUUCUGGAGAGAAAGUAGUUUGCUGAAGAACCUGUGGGUCUCCAAAAAACGGCAGUAUGUGAGUUUUCCUGGAGACCGAAACCGGGGCAUAGUGUCCCGGCUGUUUCCUUACAGCAACUACAAGCUUGAGAUGGUUGUAACCAACGGGAGAGGAGAUGGGCCUCGCAGUGAAGUGAAGGAGUUCCCCACCCCAGAAGGAGUGCCCAGCUCCCCCAGGUAUUUAAGAAUCCGACAGCCUAAUCUGGAAACCAUCAAUCUGGAAUGGGAUCAACCAGAGCAUCCUAACGGAGUCCUCACAGGAUACAACCUUAGAUAUCAAGCCUUUAAUGGAUCCAAAUCAGGCAGAAUCCUGGUGGAGAACUUAUCUCCCAACCAGACGAGGUUCACCCUGCAGAGGACAGACCCCAUCUCGCGCUACCGAUUCUUCCUGCGCGCAAGGACCCAGGUGGGCGAUGGAGAAGCCAUUGUGGAGGAGUCGCCAGCCUUGCUGAACGAAGCAACCCCCCUCCCCACUGCAACUUGGUUGCCUCCAACUACAGUCAGUCCAACCAGCCCUACAAAUGCCACAACUAUCGCCACAACUACCACCACCACCACUACAGUGGCCACCACCACCACUACAGUCGCCACCACUCUACCCACCACAACUGUCGCCACCACUACAACAACUACAGAGAGGGCUCCGGCAGCCACCACAAAGCAGGAGUUUGCCACCAAUGGAUCGUCCAUAUGGGACAUAAGAGCUUUGGCUAAUAGUAACUGGGCAAACAUCACCUGGAGCCACAAUUACUCUGCAGGAACUGACUUUGUGGUUAAGUAUAUCACCAGUAACAAGACAGAGAAAUCUAUCCCCGUUAAAGCUCAGACCCCUUCCUCUGUGCAACUGGCUAAUCUGACGCCCGGAAUGAUGUACAAGUUGUGGGUAUUUCCCAUAUGGUCUAGCCCCAGCGAACACUCUUACAUUACCUUUACGACAAGCUCAGCUUAUACUAAGAAUCAUGUGGACAUCGCAACCCAAGGCUGGUUCAUUGGGCUGAUGUGUGCCAUAGCUCUCCUGGUUCUUAUUCUGCUGAUAGUGUGCUUCAUUAAGAGAAGCAGAGGCGGAAAAUACCCAGUGCGAGAUAACAAAGAUGAGCAUCUCAAUCCUGAAGAUAAGAACGUAGAAGAUGGGUCGUUUGACUACAGGUCUCUUGAAAGCGACGAAGACAACAAACCUCUGCCAAACAGCCAGACCUCCUUGGACGGCACAAUAAAGCAGCAGGAGAGUGACGAUAGCUUGGUGGACUAUGGAGAGGGGGGCGAAGGGCAGUUUAACGAGGACGGCUCCUUUAUCGGCCAGUACACGGUGAAGAAGGACAAAGAGGAGACAGAAGGCAACGAGAGCUCAGAAGCCACUUCUCCAGUCAAUGCUAUCUACUCGUUGGCAUAGCGCAAUAUAUACAUGAAAAAAAAGAUGACCUAAGACACAUGUAGUGGAUGGGGGUUAAACAACAGCCGCCGCCACCACUGCCUCCAACAGAAAUGUGUGAAUGAAACGAACCAACAAUGACAAAAAAAAAAAAAGAAAAAAAAGAAAAAAAAAAUCCAAGCAAACAGGCAGACCAGGGGGCUGCCAAAGCCAUCUUAUCCUUAGCAAGCAAGCAAAUGGCAAGGACUCCCGAGGUGCUGAUGGGUCGUAGCUGUAGCUGAGAUCUGAGCUGAACCAAAGGGGCUAGAGGGAUGCGCAAGCGCUGUUCCCCCAGCUUCAGGGCCUGGCUGCCGCCACCCCCAGGUCUUCUCCACCAGCCCAUCCAGCUCGGCUGUGCAUGGUGGCUGCCAUCGUGGCUCCCCGAGGCUCUUUUUGUUCUUUUGGGAGGGAGUUAAAAGUUUUUCUUUUUAAUCUUUGCAGAAAGGUUCCAGAUAAGGGGAAAAAGAGUUUGGGAGAGGGAAGAGGGGUGAGCAGGGCCUUUCCAGAGUAGUAAGAGCAACAUAAAUGCAUAAAAGAAAAGGAGGUGGGUCAGUCUAUGGGUAACACCACUACAGAACUUUAUUACUGAGAUGUUCAUCUUUACAGCAGCGCCUCACUCAUAACCUUUCCCAAACAAGUCAGCACUACAACCUCCUUCCUGAAAUAUCAAGCAGUACCUGACCAGCCUGAAGGGAAGAGCAGGUUCCCCACCACUUUCCUUGGCACGGAUGGGACUGUGCUGUAACUCGUGUCAGGGCUGAACGUCCACGUUGGUUCAGGCACCACAGCACGUCCCCACCUGCAAAGCUCGCAGGGAGAUGACCCUGCCGUCUCCAUGCAACUCGAAAGAAUCCCUAGAGAAAAAUAAGUUGCAGAAGAGCUUCUGGGAUUUGCUUAAGGACAGCCAGGUGCAGCUCACCCUCUGAUUCCAAGUGAUGGCUCACUCACCAGGAUAACAGCAUUGCUCGCCUGGAUAAUUACAGGCAAAAACAUUUUUAGUCUUUGCUUUGUAAGAAUUUGGGGGAAAACCACCCCCAGACCACGCCUGCUUUCUUUUCAAGGCAACUCCAUACAUCUUAUGUAGCAAAGAGGGAGUGGAAGCAGGACCAGUAUUAACAUAGAAUGAAGGGACCAGUAAUUGCUAGUUUAAAACAAAACAAAACAAAACCAAACCACCAAAUCAGGAUGAGACAGCACCCACUUGGAGCAGGUGGGAGAACUCCUGAUAUCAACCUGCACUGCAACUCCUGAUCAGCAGCUUGAACAGUUCAGGGACGCGAGUCCCUCAGGAAAGCAUGAUGAAAACACAGCUGUAUGAGGCAGGAAUGCAGGGCCUGAUGUCCACAUCUUCCCCAAGCAAUGGGGUAUGAGUCAGAUUGACAGUGUCUUCAGCUAAAAUCUCCUCCUAACUUCCUACAGUGGCCUUUGCCUCCUUUGAUCGAUCAGCCUGAGAGACACUUCCAUGUGCUAACGGCUGCAAUGUGGAACUCGCACCCGUUGUGUUAUUUGCAUAUCAAGAACACGCAAGUUAAGUUAACCUGUUAAUACACUGUAACAAGGCGUCUCAAGAUAGGAGUGCUCCUUCACAUGCCUUACACAGCUUCAGACUCCCCAUGAAGUUUAAUAAACUGAUACUAUUUACCCACAGCUUACGUGCCCCUAAUGCGAUGGUCUACGCUCCGUCAGACCAAUAUGAGUAGGAUGCCUGGGCAGCUCUCCCAGCUGAGAAAGCAUGGAUCAUUGUAGAAGGUAGAGUUUUAUAAUAAACAGUACUUAGUGGACAACGCCAUGUGUAUUCUCCCACUUCCUGCACUUUUGAAACCAAAGGUACCUUUGCUGAGAGAGAUCGGAUUUCUUCAGACAGUUUCACGGAUGUAGAACUAUGUUAGGAUGGAUUUUUCUUUCAUUCCUUUUUUAAAGGAGAUGUUUUUGUUCAGCAUAAUGGAUUAAAUGCAAUAGGAUUAAUGCAAUUAUUCUUUUGGCUUUCAAGCUGGUUUGCUAUGAAGACAUAUUGCUAACAAGAAUACUUCUACUAAUAUGGAUUUUUUAGAUGUACUUUGCCACAUUCUCUAAGCUGCUAAUGGCACAACUCUCCUGCAUUUCCAGGAAGAGAAGCCAGACUAGGUCAACAGCUACGCAACACACUGUUGAACCACACAGAGAAAACAGAAGGGAGAGCUGGAUGCAAACCGAAUAGCAAAGGAGUUAGAUGUACCGUAUGAACAACUGGUGUUAACAGGUGGCAGAGGUCCUUCCUCUAGCGAGGUGUACUCCUGCUACCAUAGUCUAUACCACAGAGGAAGUCAUCUGCCACGGUCCUUUGUCCGUGUAGCCUUGACAGGGGUAGGAAUCGUAAGUGUUGCUCUGCUCUCAGUGUAAAUGCAUUAAUGCAACAGGCCUAAUUCUAAUGCAGUCUCUUGCCACUGAUCCAUUGCAAGGAGAGCUUCUCCCAACCUGUUCCCAGGAGAUGCAGCAAUUGUUUUCAAUUUUUAAGCAAACACAUUAGGCCAAAUCUAAAACAGCUCCCAGUCAAGGGGAUAACAGCUUCCCAUGCCUAUGGCUGUCCUUACAGCAAUGUUUGAGUUUGCGUAACUUCUUGCCCAGCCACCCGUGGAACUGAGGAGAGAUAGAAACCUACAGCCUUCGCUACCAAAAACAGCCUCUGCCACUGGAGCUGGUUAUCUUCAUUCACAGUCAGCACAGGAAAUUCUUACUGUUACGUGGACCUGCUGCUAAUAGGGAACACAAACCCCUUGGCUACCAUGCAACAUCUCCAAACCUCGAGAAAGUUGGUCAGACACUACUGGAAGCAAGGUGGUCUGCGUUGUGUAUCCGUAUUAUGUGCCAUUUGUAUUAAAGCCUAUAUUUAUGUCCUGUCAUUAACCAUCAUUUUAUGGAGUAAACCUCUUAGCAUCCAUUUGGAAACAGAACAAGAUAAGUGUUUCACACUGUACCAUUUCAGUCUACGCCCCGCGCACGAUAACACACUUCAGCAAGCAGGGAUGGAAGGAGCAGCACUCACACCAGCUAAGUCACGGCCUUCCUCCAAAAGGUCUUGCAAGAACAUUUAAACAGUCUGACCACUGUAUUACUUACUAAGUAACUAGCAAAGGAAGGUGGUGUCUACAGAGGGCCCAGUGGGGACAAAUGGCUUGGUGUAAGUUACUUGUAGUCUCGUAUUGGCUUGGUAUAAAAUUACUCAAAAUUUGUAAGAUUUGGUAAAAACGAUAACAUUUCUUUGAAACCGCCCCUAGAGUUUUGGGACCAAGAGAAAAUUCUCACUAAAUCUCUACAUUCAAAACUCAUACAGAGCUUAACAUUUUCUACUCCCUUUAAUAAAGAUUCAGUAGAUGUUU
This is a messenger RNA of Struthio camelus australis, 7569 nucleotides long. The record is from RefSeq and is a predicted model, not a curated record. Lineage: Eukaryota; Metazoa; Chordata; Aves; Struthioniformes; Struthionidae.